Aplysia californica (California sea hare) is the source of this 1853-nucleotide messenger RNA. Its product is annotated as formin-like protein 20. The coding region runs from base 261 to 1853 and encodes 530 amino acids. Gene Ontology annotation, molecular function: protein binding. The record is from RefSeq and is a predicted model, not a curated record. The transcript is spliced from 5 exons. Lineage: Eukaryota; Metazoa; Mollusca; Gastropoda; Aplysiida; Aplysiidae.
GAACGAAAUUAAUAAACAACGAGCAAAUCCUAGAAGUUACGGUUACGGCCCCUUUCUUAACCCUGUUGACUGUGUCUUGUUACUGUCUGUUAUUGUCUGUGUCGGGUAUCAAUAACAAAUUAUUAGAAUUGUCUCUGACUUGGGGUUUGAUUUAUUUUUACAACGGAAUUGAGAGACUUUAGCACGCAAGGGCAUUCACCGUUGAUAAAAGUGAUCAGAUGCAGGGUUUGUGAUUCUAAGUUCAAUCAAGAGAGCUGAAAAUGUACCGAGCUCUGUAUGCUUACAAAAGCCAGUUACCGAAAUACCUGUCGUUUGAGGCUGGUGAUCGAUUCACUCUUGUUGACACCUCUGUAUCAGAACAGUGGUUUCUGGCUCAAAAUGGCUUUGGGGGAAUUGGAUUUGUUCCCUUCAAUUACAUCAAAAAGAUUGAGGCCACCACAGAACAGCAGGUGAAAUUCAUAGAUGGAGCCAUGGAGGCCAUCCACUUACAAGCCACUAAUUCUGGUGGCCAGUACUCCCAUGAACAGAGGCUUAUAAUGAAGAAACUUGUGAAGCACAGAGCCGAUGUAAUAAAAAGUGCAUCUGCAUCUGAGGGGAGCUCAGGGAAGUCGUCAGGGCGAAGACGUCCAGCGCCUGCUCCACCUGUGGACAGAAGCGCCAGUUUGGAUGCAACAUCGGGUGGUAGACCUGCAUCUUUGGGUGCGGUGGGUCGCAGUGCCACUUUAGCCAACCCUCCAGGCACAGGCUCCAACAGAGGGGAUGAAAAAAGGGCUGAUCACAAAAAGACGUCCAGCCAAUCGAAGCUUGACAAAAGUUCCUCCAGUAGAACUGUUGACCCGAAGAGAAUGUCUUUGCAGACAGAGAACGUAAAGAAAGAAAAUGUUGUAGAUGAGAAUGUCACACGAAGUGUAAGCUUAACCAACAACAUAGGUCAGCCUUCCUCUUUAGUUUCCUCAGUCUCCAGUAAUGCCAGUGAGUUCACCACAACAGACGAUAGCUACUCGCUUGAGAACAACAAUCCCUUUGAGAUGGAUGAACCAUGUGAGGACUUGCCACCAACGGAGCAGAUGCCAGAGCAGUCCAGUGUGAAAGACUGCGAGAACGCAUCUGAAGCGAGCAGCGAAACGAGUUCUAAACAUAGCACGGGCAGGUUGCAAAGUGAAGACGACCCUCCCCCUCCACCUGUUGAAGAAACCUGUCCAGAACAAUAUGAAUCUCAGCCACCUCCACCGCCAUGUACAACUGCUGAUAAUGUCGCAGCGUCUAGUAGGGAGGAUGAUGUAGACCCUCUGCCCCCUCCGCUACAGUCUGGCAAUAUGGAGGAGAGUUAUGAGAGCACCGCAUCUACCAUGUCUGCAGUGAAUGAUUUCGAGCUUCCCCUAGAUGACUUCCCCCCGCCACCACCUGAAGUGUACGAUGAUAUAAAUGAUGAACAGUUUGCAGUGGACAACUCCCUGCCCCCGGCACCAAUCGAUCUGACACCCACAGAAGAAAUCAGCGGCAGUGUACAACUGUUCAACAGCUCAAACUCUGAGGAGAUUCAGCGGUACAAGAAGAAAGCCAUUGAAGAGUGUUCCUGUGAUGAUUUCCAGCCCAAGUUUAUUCCAGAUGGGCCUUUCUUUGCUCAAGGGUCCUUACAAUUGCCGUCGUCUCACAAGGUAAAGGUUACCAAAAAGACAAGACGAGACCCUGGAAUCCUGACGUCUCUUCUACAGGAUGAUGGAAAAGGAGAUGAUCUAGAAGCGAGGAAAAUGUCUGUCGAAAAUUAUGAGAAAGCUCAGGCCCAUGGUGUGGAUGUGACUCACGCUGACUGUGAGGAAAUGAUUGGAGAAAUUUCUGUAGAGGUGUUUUAG